AUGACAAAGGUGGUAGACCCACUUUCCUUGGAUGAGCAUGUCGAGGUGACUGUUGACUCAGGUGCUGCUGGUGGUGGUCCUGCUCGGGGUGCUGCGUCUGGAGGUGCUGAGCCUGAGCGUGCGGAGCCUGGGGGUGCGGAGCCUGAGUGUGUGGAGCCUGGGGGUGCUGAGCCUGGAGGUGCCGGGCCUAGGGGUGCUGCGUCUUCACUACGGGAGCCUCUCUCACCACAGCAGCUGCGUGAGUGGCUUGCUCGACGCUCCCGCCUUCGGAGUGGUGCUGCUGGAGCUGGAGGCGCCAGAGCUGGAGGUAUUGGAGCUGCCAGGGCUAGUGGUGCUGCUAGUCCUAGAGGUGCUGAAGAACCUGCUGGAGCUGGAGGUACUGGGGGUACUGGAGCUACUAGUACUAGAGGUCCUACAGGUGUCUCGCCACCGCAGUCUAGUCGGCGAGAGCCUCUCUCACCACAGCAGCUGCGUGAGUGGCUUGCUCGACACUCACGCCUUUGGAGUGGCGCUGCUGAAGCUGGGGGCGCUGGGGCUGGAGGCUCAGGAGCUGGAGCUGCUGGUCCUGGAGGUGCUCGUACUGGAGGUGCUGGAGCUGCCGGAGCUGGUGGUGCUGCUGGUGCUAGAGGUGCUGGUGGUGCUGGCACUGCUGGUCCAAGAGGUGCUCGUCCUAGGGGUGCUGGAGCUGGAGGUCCUGGAGCUGCUAGUCCUGGAGGUGCUGGAGGUCCUACUGGAUCUGGAGGUACUGGGGGUGCUCGAACUGCUGGUCCUGUAGGUGCUCGUAAUGGAGGUACUGGAGCUGCCGGGGCUGGUGGUUCUGCUGGUAUUGGAGCUGCAGGAGUUGGUGGUGUUGUGGGCUCAGGAGCUGGUGGCGCUGGCACUGGAGGCGCUGGAGCUGGAGGCGCUGGAGCUGGAGGCACUGGCGCCGACUAG
Closterium sp. Yama58-4 is the source of this 933-nucleotide messenger RNA. NCBI's taxonomy places the organism in Eukaryota, Viridiplantae, Streptophyta, Zygnematophyceae, Desmidiales, Closteriaceae. The record is from the annotation of a GenBank genome assembly.